GUGUGUGAGUAAGAAAUUUGCAAACAGAGCAAGGAGCCGUGCAUCACAGAGCAAGCGGCACACCAGCCUCGGGACUGCAUUAACGCCGCUGGAUCCCCAAAGGACCAGAUACAAUACGUCACCGAGGGAGCGGAACCCUGCUCAGGCUGCAGCAUGUUUUCCUCAGUGAAGGCCUAUGAGAACCAGCACUACUCGUCUCUGAAGAAACAGUGCUUGCAGAACAGGACGCUGUUCGAGGACCCCCUCUUCCCCACCGUCGACGAGUCCCUCUUCUACCACGGUAACAGAAUUGGCAGGGUGCACUGGAAGAGGCCUAAGGAGCUGUGUGAUGACCCCCACCUCUUUGUGGAUGGGAUCAGUGCCCAUGAUCUGCACCAGGGACAGCUGGGGAACUGCUGGUUUGUGGCUGCCUGCUCCAGUCUGGCCUCCAGGGAGUCUCUGUGGCAAAAAGUCAUCCCAGACUGGAAGGAGCAGGAGUGGAACUCGGAGAAGCCAGACUCCUACGCCGGCAUCUUCCACUUCCGCUUCUGGCGCUUCGGGGAGUGGGUGGACGUCGUCAUCGACGACCGGCUUCCCACCGUCAACAAUCAGCUGGUGUACUGCCACUCCAAUGAUAAAAAUGAGUUCUGGAGCGCCCUGGUGGAGAAGGCCUAUGCCAAGAUAUAUGGUUGCUAUGAGGCCCUGGACGGGGGGAACACGGCCGACGCCCUGGUGGACUUCACAGGGGGUGUGUCGGAGCCCAUGGACCUGCUGGAGGGCCAGUUCUCCCAGGACGAGGCGGCACGCAACCAGCUGUUCGAGAGGGUCCUAAAGGUCCACAACCGAGACGGGCUCAUCAGCUGCUCCAUCAGGGCAACCACCUCAGCAGACAUGGAGGCGCGGCUGGACUGCGGCCUGGUGAAAGGCCAUGCCUACGCCGUCACCGACGUCAGGAAGGUGCGACUGGGACACGGUCUCCUGGCCUACUUCAAGUCUGAGAAGCUCACCAUGAUCCGCAUGAGGAAUCCCUGGGGGGAGAAGGAGUGGAACGGACCCUGGAGCGACAGCUCUGAGGAGUGGCAGAAAGUGAGCAAGAGCGAGAGGGAGAAGCUUGGCGUCACAGUGCAGGAUGACGGGGAGUUCUGGAUGACAUUUGAGGACUUCUGCCGCUACUUCACGGACCUGAUCCUGUGCCGGCUAAUCAACACCUCUUACCUGAGCAUCCACAAGACCUGGGAGGAGGCGGUGAUGAGAGGAUCCUGGGCGUAUCAGGAAGACCCACUGAGGAACCGCGCUGGGGGCUGUAUCAACCACAAGGCCACCUUCCUGCAGAACCCCCAAUAUGUGUUUGAUGUGAAAAAGGCAGAGGAUGAGGUUCUGAUCUGCCUGCAGCAGAAGGACCGGCGAGCCAGGCCCAAAGAGGGGAAGGGUGAAAACCUGGCCAUUGGAUUUGACAUCCACCGGGUGGAGCUGAAUAGGAAGUACCGCAUGCACACGACCCAGCAGAAGGUGGGGGGCUCCAUCUACAUCAACUCCCGCUGUGUGUUUGUGAGGAAGGAGCUGAAGGAGGGGCGCUAUGUCAUCAUCCCCACGACCUUUGACCCCGGCCUGCAGGGAGACUUCCUGCUGCGGGUGUUUACUGACGUGCCUUCUGACUGCAAAGCAUUGACCUUGGAUGAGCCACCCCAGACCUGCUGGACCGGGAUGUGUGGCUACCCUGUCCUAGUGACACAAGUGCAUGUGCUGGGGGCAGUGGGGCUGCAGGGCCAGGACUCCAAUGGAGCCUCGGACCCUUACGUCAUAGUGAGCUGCGAGGGGGAAAAGGUGCGGUCUCCGGUCCACAAAGACACGUGCAGCCCAGACUUCGACAUCAAAGCCCUCUUUUACAGGAAGAACUCCAAAGAAGGCAUCCACAUUAAGAUCUACAAUAAGAACGUGAUCAGUGACUCCUUCCUGGGCCAGGUGACCCUGUCUAGUGACCCCGGUGACCUUCAGCAGCAGCACACCGUCCACCUGCGGGACAAGGGCAACCGUCAGAGCAACGACUUGCCAGGGACGCUAACCGUCCGGCUCAUUACCUGCAGCACGCUGACAGACAUCUGAGCUCCACCCACACGUCACGCCCGUCAAAGCCUUAGCCCCUCCCUAAAGGUCGCUUUGCCUCUGACAGAACAUAUAUAUGUGCAAUUGUAUAUAUUCUCUCUGUGUAUUCUCUGCAUAUACAUCCAAUGGUGUUUACAAGGGCUAAGUGUCGAGGAGGCAUCUGUGUUAUGUUUUUGACUUGCUGAGGGGCGUGACUUUUACAGGUAACCCUCUCCCCUCACACCCUCCUCCAUGUUUAAGCACCCCAUUCUGGCAUUAGAUGGGACAAUCCUCCCUCACCCCCUCAUAACCUCCAAAAGGCCAGCUCACUGCCCUUCUGAUAAUGAAAAACUGAAGCCAAUAUCCUACACUUCAUCCACGAAGAGUCUUUAAGAGGACUGUCCUCUCUGAUCUCUCUCACUUUGAACUGGUCAGUAUGUGCAGAGGAGAUUGAACUAGUGGACACUAAUUUAAUAGACCCUAUAGUUAUACAUCAUUUAGACUUGUAGCUUAUGCUUUGUCCUGUCUGUCAUUUUAAAGUAUUUAUGGGACCAAAGACAGCUGUGCCAUGUUGGUUGAGUAUGCCACAAGCAUUGGGCUGUGAGACACGGCACCGGGCUGCUAAUUGUGAUGGGCACAGAAGAAAGUGGAUGUAUGGGCAUUGGGUACACCCCAGGUGAGCAUGACAGACCCUGCCCAGACAGGACAGGAGUGUCAGUUAUGAAGAACGCGGUGUGUGGAGGGUAUGUAUGGAGGCACACAGACCUCUGAGAUUUACCAGUCUUUGUUAGCUGGCAUUAGCCCUUGCCCAACCAGAGGUGCCACAGCCCAGAUCACAUGACCAGGAUUCAUUGCCACUGCCGUGACUUCUGUGCCAAGCAUUAUAAAUGAAAGUGAUGUCACCAACAGCAGAAUUGCAAAGUAGGUAGGAAAUAAUUCACAAUUCCUUUUUAAAAUGUACCACUCUGCGGUGGUAUUUCCAGAUAAGGACAGUACUGAAAGUGCUAUUUUGCCUGGACUGAACCUGCUGGCAUCCAAGUUGAUUUAUUGUUUACUUCUUUCCUUUCUUUUAAAGGACAAUUGCGUCACCCGAGCCGGUAUAUCAAUCCCACUGAGAGUACUUCUGCAAAGUAGUGUGUGAAAAAAGAUGAAAGCGUCUUGCCAUCACUGUGAAGUAUUUCAUUCCCCACUCCCAGUCUACUUGAUUUUUAAACAUGCCAUAAGCUUUGUCUCUAUGUAUAGUUCUUGACUUUUGAAAUGUUGCUUGUUUAACUAUGACUGCACUGGUAUUGGUUUGGUAGAUUCUUUAAGUGUGGUGCAUGGGCCAGAAUUAUAGAAAUGCAUCCCUGGGGCCAGGUGGAUUAGCAGGUCUCAGGUGUUGUAUAUCCAGCAGUAACAAUGGGAGCCCAUUCAGAUCUAAGGAGAAGGAGCUCUGGCCAUCAUCAGCCAGGGUUUCAUUGCUGCUUUUAACUAACAAGGAAUUACUAAAUCCUGUGCUAGAAUAGCGCAUUCACUCGCUCACUGUGUCACAGGUGUGGGCCGUUCACGAAAUUAAACAGAUGAUGAAGACGUAUUUUGAGAGUGCUCCAAAUGCCAAUGUUGACUGGGAUAAAAGAAAUUGUGAAAUGUUGUGUCAUCAUGUUCAAACAGAUUUUUGUCAAUUUAUCCUUUAGCUGUAAUUCAUUUUUACUAUUUGUAUUAUUGUAUAUACAGUUUCUGACUUCAAAGGUAAACUCACACUCAGUCAUUACCAAAGUAAUAUCAGUGCAAUAUUUUUCGUUUAUGAGAACAUGGGCAGGAGUUCCCACCCAUUCACCUAAGAAGUUCUUUUGUUUUGGGGGCUGUUUACAAAUGAUGUUAAUCAUUCCUUUUCUUGCAAUUGAUUCUAAGCUUUGCAAAGUGCUCUGUGACAAUCUCAUAGUGAAGGAUGAUAGGCUAAAUAUUCUUAGACUGAUUAUGUCUUCUUCCUUAUAUCAAAAGGUACACAAUCAACCACCAAGUUAAAAGUUGAAUGUGUUUAUGUUUUAUAAGUCAUUGAGUUUAUUCUUGUUUUCAGGAAAACAGCAGUCAAAACCUGUGUAAUGUAAUUGAGCUAGGUCUGAAUCCAUAUUUCUUUAUUGCUUUUGAGCAUCAUGGAGUGGGUUUUACAAACUCAGAUGUCUAAGAAGAAGGCAUAGUAAACAAUUUUCAUUUACUAUAAUUCAGUCGCUUUCAUAUACUGUUUGACAUUAGGAAGGCUACUAAUGCCGUUUGUAUUGCACGUAGCUUCUACAAUGUCCCACACACAGAAAGUGGUGUGACAUCAUCAGUAAAUAUCAAUAGUUUCCAGACAUCAUAUAUUGCAUGUCAUAUUGAUUAUGGCUGGGAACUCACCUAAAGACACCAGUCAUCUGUAAUGUUAUCAUACAUUCUGAGACAUCAUCAUAUCCACUCAGAACAUACAGUAUAGAGUAUACAACUGAAAUGGAAUGUGCUCUUGGCAAGUUAACAGUAAAUUUAAUGUCAUUUGUGAAUAUGCUCAUAUGAAAUCCAUUAAACGAAGACAGACUGCUAUCUCUCUCUCUCUCUCUCUCUCUCUCUCUCUCUCUCUCUCUCUCUCUCUCUCUCUCUCUCUCUCUCUCUCUCUCUCUUUCUCUCUCUCUCAUAGAUUUCUCCUGGUAGUUUACCUGAAACUUUCAAAGGUAUUGCAUGAUCGCAGUCAAUGGAACAUACCUAAGGCCUUUUUACUGGGAAUUUUUUAUCAAUAUUUUGUAUUUUUCUGUUGAAUCUUUUGUAUCUCUCUGUUAGAUCUUGGGUUUGAAGGAAAUAUGUUUACUCUGAAUAAACUGAUCUGAAAG
This is a messenger RNA of Megalops cyprinoides (Indo-Pacific tarpon), 4898 nucleotides long. It is a transcript of the gene capn5a, whose product is annotated as calpain 5a. Gene Ontology annotation, molecular function: calcium-dependent cysteine-type endopeptidase activity. Gene Ontology annotation, cellular component: cytoplasm. Gene Ontology annotation, biological process: proteolysis. The record is from RefSeq and is a predicted model, not a curated record. Lineage: Eukaryota; Metazoa; Chordata; Actinopteri; Elopiformes; Megalopidae. The transcript has 13 exons. The coding region runs from base 154 to 2082 and encodes 642 amino acids.